AUGAGCUGCUUUUCAUGCUUCAAGCCUGAAAAGAAGAUGAAGUCAAAGGGGAUGGAGGCAAGGGAGGUCACAGUUGUGAAGAAACAUGGAGCAUCCCUUAAGAAUUCUGAAUCGGAAAAGUUGCCAUGUGUCUCCUCAGACCACAAGCAAUCAUCUGAAGCAGCAGCAAAUACUGAACCACACAAUGGAAGCCCAGUUACUGCCAGAACUGGAAAAAAAUUCACGUUCCGUGAGCUAGCGACAGCCACCAAUAACUUCCGUUCUGACCGUCUUCUGGGAGAGGGGGGCUUUGGCAGGGUCUACAAGGGACAGCUUGAAAAUGGCCAGCUUGUAGCUGUCAAACGACUGGAUCUUAGUGGAUUUCAAGGUAACAAAGAGUUCCUAGUUGAGGUGAUGAUGCUCAGCCUCUUAAACCAUCCAAACCUGGUCAGUUUGGUUGGCUAUUGCUCAGACGGAGAUCAAAGAUUACUGGUGUAUGAGUACAUGGCCCAUGGCUCACUUGCAGACCACUUGCUAGAAAACACCCCAGAUCAAGUACCACUAAGUUGGCAUAUCAGGAUGAAGAUAGCCCAUGGAACUGCUAAAGGGCUUGAAUACCUCCAUGAGAAGGCUAAUCCACCUGUCAUCUAUCGGGAUCUCAAAUCACCCAACAUCCUUCUUGACAACGAAUACAACCCUAAGCUGUCAGACUUUGGGCUUGCAAAGCUAGGCCCUGUUGGGGGGAAGGCACAUAUCUCAACUCGGGUGAUGGGCACAUAUGGAUACUGUGCUCCAGAAUACAUAAAGACACGCCAGCUAACUACCAAGACUGAUGUCUACAGUUUUGGGGUUUUUCUACUUGAGUUGAUCACAGGAAGAAGAGCUGUAGAUUCAUCCAGACCAGAAUGUGAUCAAAUCCUCGUUAAAUGGGCCAAACCCAUGCUCAAAAAUCCAAGUAGGCACCAUGAGCUGGUGGACCCACUUCUUAGAGGUGACUACCCAAGGGGAGAUUUGAACCAGGCUGUGGCCGUGGCAGCAAUGUGCCUACAAGAGGAAGCCUCAGUUCGGCCAUACAUGAGUGACACUGUUGUCGCAUUGGGAUUCCUCGCAGAAGUACCCUCAGGCUAUAAAGAGAAGAUUAACACUGUGCCCCAAAACAAACAGGAUAAAGAUCCCUCAUUUACUGGUAGCACUAAGCAAGAUCAAAGAUCAUUCGAUCGUCAACGAGCAGUUACUGAGGCCAUUGAAUGGGGAGCCACGAGGCAAAAACAGAAAGCUCAAAUCCAAGAGAAAACAAGUCACUUGCAGGGCAUUGUCGCCCCCACUGAAACCAACAGGUUGUAA
This is a messenger RNA of Oryza sativa Japonica Group (Japanese rice), 1323 nucleotides long. Its product is annotated as probable serine/threonine-protein kinase PBL26. Lineage: Eukaryota; Viridiplantae; Streptophyta; Magnoliopsida; Poales; Poaceae. The record is from RefSeq and is a predicted model, not a curated record. Gene Ontology annotation, biological process: protein phosphorylation. Gene Ontology annotation, molecular function: protein kinase activity; ATP binding.